Rodentolepis nana is the source of this 276-nucleotide messenger RNA. NCBI's taxonomy places the organism in Eukaryota, Metazoa, Platyhelminthes, Cestoda, Cyclophyllidea, Hymenolepididae. The record is from the annotation of a GenBank genome assembly.
AUACGUCUUCCAGGUAGAAUGCAUACCCGUGAGUAUUUCGCCCGUCAAAAGCCAGACAACAAAUCAAAGGUUACUGCGGAUAGCCUCUUUGUUAAUUCAGCAGCCGACAAAAAGGCCUACGUUCUAAAGGAUGAACGCAAGGUGGAUCAAAAGUUAAUUGAUAAACGCGUGAUUUCCGCAAUCAAGCAGACCAAAACUGCCAAAAUGCUAUUCGCCUACCUCCGAUCACAAUUCAGCCUCAGUCGCACGGACAGGCCCCACAAAAUGGUCUUUUAG